AUGGAAUAAUAAAUUCUAAUUCAUAAAGAUAUUGUUUACAUUAAACAUAAUGAAACCAAUUGUUAUCUAACAGACACUUAGGUAUCCUAUCAAAAUGGGUAAUUUUCAUUUUAGAAUUAUUAGAUACCUAUUGGGAACUAAAAAAGAAUAAGAUUAGAAUUCUGUAUGGAUAUUAGAAAAGUAUCGUCCACCUAUUUAGGGAUUCAAAAAGCCUAAUUAUGAUAAAGUUGAAAUUUGGCCAGGGGAUAUGAUUAUUAUAAGAAAUGGAAAAACUGGAAAUACUAUCACUUGGUAAAUAAUAUAGAUUAUUUAAGCAAUAUUGGAAAUAAAUCACCAGUAACAAAAUAGGGUGAAAUGCUAGUUGCAAAUCAAUAUGAAGGAACAGGGGAACAACAAUUCAUAUUGAGAUUUGAAAACUUUGAUGAAAUAAAUUUGAACAAAGUAAAGUUUGUAAAUGUUCUUGAUGAUAAUCAUGCUUUACAUUCACAUAAUAGAUAAUAUAAAAAUCCAAAAGAUACUAAUGAAGUGACAGGAUUUACAGGGGUAGAUUAGAAUGAUUAUUGGAGUAUAAUACCUGUAUAACAAGAAUAUAUUAUAGGCAGCUAGAUCUGUUCGAUCAUCUAUAUUUAUAAAAGAACAAUAAGUAGAUAUAGAAAAACCAAUAAGACCCAGAAACUUUAAAUAUGUUCAUAAUUAAGAUAGAGUGGUGAUUAGAAAUUGUUUCACAGGUGGAUCUUUACAUUCUCAUACUAGCACAUAUUCUCAUGGAAAUAAAUAACAAGAAAUAACUUGGAGAUAUGUUAUAAGAAGAGAUUAAAAUGAUUGGUGGUAAUUAGAUUUGGCAGAUGGUAAUACAGAUAUAACUAGUCAAAUACUAAACAAAUCUCUAUUAUUUUUAACUCAUACUGGAACAGGAAAGAGAUUAAUGCAUAUUAAUGGGGCUAGAAAUAAAAAGAAAGAUUAUCUUGAAGUUAAUUGUGGAGUAUAAGAGGAAGCUGAAUUCUAAAUAGAAGGUAUUAAAGAAUUAUGAUUUUUAGGAGUUGAUAAGGGUAUACCUGAAUUAAAAACUCUAAUUCUUGAAUAUCCAUUUAGACUUAAACAUAUAAAAACAAACUAAUAUUUGGCUGCUCUUAGUAGGCCUUCAAGUAAAACUACUUUUUAAGGAGAAGUUGUAUUAGUGGGAGGAAAAGAACAAAAUACAAUAUGGUAAGUUGAAAAUGUAGAUUCUUUAUUUGAUUGAAU
This is a messenger RNA of Paramecium sonneborni, 1242 nucleotides long. NCBI's taxonomy places the organism in Eukaryota, Ciliophora, Oligohymenophorea, Peniculida, Parameciidae. The record is from the annotation of a GenBank genome assembly.